Messenger RNA from Salvelinus namaycush (lake trout), 517 nucleotides. Its product is annotated as hemoglobin embryonic subunit alpha-like. Gene Ontology annotation, biological process: hydrogen peroxide catabolic process; oxygen transport. The transcript is spliced from 4 exons. Gene Ontology annotation, cellular component: haptoglobin-hemoglobin complex; blood microparticle; hemoglobin complex. Gene Ontology annotation, molecular function: haptoglobin binding; heme binding; peroxidase activity. The coding region runs from base 1 to 477 and encodes 158 amino acids. The record is from RefSeq and is a predicted model, not a curated record. NCBI's taxonomy places the organism in Eukaryota, Metazoa, Chordata, Actinopteri, Salmoniformes, Salmonidae.
AUGCUUAAAUUACAUCGCACCUGGGAAACGAGGCCCAUCCCCGUACAUCUCAAUGUUCUCACCGCUAAGGACAAGGCAUUGGUCAGGGCCUUCUGGGCCAAGUUGUCCGGCAAGGCUGAGGACGUCGGAUGCGAUGCUCUUUCUAGAAUGCUGGUGGUGUACCCCCAGACCAAGACAUACUUCUCCCACUGGCCGGACCUGAGCCCCGGUUCUGCCCCGGUCAGGAAGCAUGGUAAGACCAUCAUGGGAGGCGUCGGUGAAGCCGUGGCCAAGAUCGACGACCUCACCGCAGGUCUCCUCACCCUCAGCGAGCUGCACGCCUUCCAGCUGCGUAUAGAUCCAGCCAACUUCAAGAUCCUGUCCCAUAACAUAUUGGUGAUGCUGGCCAUUUUGUUCCCCGCUGACUUCACUCCAGAGGUUCAUGUGUUCGUGGACAAGUUCCUGGCCGCCCUGGCUCUGGCCGAAAAGUACAGAUAAACUGUGGGGCAUCAUCAGACCAGACAUAUGGCAGCAUGUG